AUGGAGUCUAAAAGUAUGGAAAAUGGCACAUCCUCCUCACAGUUACAAACUCAAAUAACUAACUUUUCAGAGUCUCCCACAGUUCCAGCUAAGCAACAACAGAAAUUUAACGCAAGACAAUUUUGGCCGGAUAUAAUAAAGACUCCGGCAAAUCAAUGGAUAUUCACUUGUAAAGAGAUUAUUGAUCGAUUGAAUACAAUUAAUGAAAAACAAAAUAUUCCAAUCAAUGAAACUGAAAAGAUUAUGGAAAAAUGUCUGUUAUAUUUUUAUACUCUGAAGAAAAAGUUGAAUUUGUUCGAUCACACUUAUACUGCCUCAAGUAUUCUAUUCUUCAGGUUUUGGUAUAUUAAUGGGUUGCCAAGCAAUUUAUUAACUUGUAUUCAUAUAUCACAAGCUAUUCUAGUAACUGCUUGUAAAACAACAGAAAAUAAUAGACCAUUAGAUGCCUAUGUGAAGGCCACUUGUGAAUUUUUGUUCCAAACUAUACCCAAUUUGAAACAAAGGUUUAAUAUGGAUAAAUUAAAAUGGGAAGUAAAGGAUAAAUUAAUUGAAAAUGAGAAAAGAAUACUUUGUAUAUUUGGUUUUGAUUUGAAUAUUGACAACCCAAAAGAAAUUAUUGAAGAUAUGUUUAGUGGAUACUAUAGGUAUAAUAGAGAUUAUGAUUUGCCACAAGAGUUUAUGAAAAUAUUUCCUAAACUUUUACAAGAAGCAAGAAAUUUUAUUAUUCAGGCUGUGACACAACCAAUAUCAUUGUUAUGUGAUGGAUAUACAUUUGUUGCUCUAUCGUUACUAUACUGUGGUUUACAAUAUAAAGAAAAAGUAGAUAAUGAAUUUAGAUAUCCAAAAAAUUUCUUUCAAGGAAGAUUACAUAUAUUCAUUGAUCCAGAAAAGUUUCAGAAUCUUUUCACAGAUUAUAGAAUACUAGAAGAGAAUUUUUUUGAUUUGAAAAGUAAUAAAGGCAAUAAAUUACAAAUUAAAAAAGAAACAAUUUUGUCAGUAAUAGAUGAAGAUGCGAAGCAGAAUGAAAAUGAAAAAACUAACAAUAACGCGGAAAUCAGUUUACAUUUAUACUCUCAAAAUUAUGAAAGUAUUAAGUCGGGUGAAGUUACUAAUGAAUUAUUAGAGUAUCUUGAUACUAGAGUGAAUGAGUUAGAAGAAAAGACAAUCUUAGAUAACCAAAAACGUUCUUCUAAUGAUACAUUAAAUGAAGAAGUCAUCAUUAGUAAAAAAAUGAAAAUAUAA
This is a messenger RNA of Arxiozyma heterogenica, 1242 nucleotides long. RefSeq names its product Bur2p (gene BUR2). The coding region runs from base 1 to 1242 and encodes 413 amino acids. The record is from RefSeq and is a predicted model, not a curated record. Gene Ontology annotation, molecular function: cyclin-dependent protein serine/threonine kinase activator activity. Lineage: Eukaryota; Fungi; Ascomycota; Saccharomycetes; Saccharomycetales; Saccharomycetaceae. Gene Ontology annotation, cellular component: nucleus; cyclin/CDK positive transcription elongation factor complex. The transcript has a single exon. Gene Ontology annotation, biological process: regulation of transcription by RNA polymerase II; positive regulation of DNA-templated transcription, elongation.